AUGCAACCAAUCCCAUUAUUUCCAAUUAUCGCAGCUUACUGUAAUGGCCUCCUAGUAAGACUGUGCAAUAUCUACUGUCACUAUCUUAUGGUAUCAUGGACGUGUCUUAUGGUAUCCCAAAUAUCGGCACUCGUAUGGUGUUUUGCUUUAAAACAUCGGACCAUUGGCCUGGUUACAAGUGGAAGAAUAAUCUCAAAUUAUGUUUAUUUUUCUGGCGGAAUUUUUUCAAUUAUAUCUCCAGCGUUAACUUUUUGGGCUUGCUACAAUACUGGAAUUAGUAGAAGCAUCCAAAUGGAAUACGUUGAAAAGAAUUAUCCAGAAUAUUUUCAAAAGUUCAAAAAUUUGCAAAACUUUUCAAUUUACGAAAUCGAUGGAUGGUUUGUGAUUGUGCUCUUUAUCUCUAGUUUUGGAAUGUUCUUUUCUGGCUUCACAUUCACUUUUACCACUAUUGAUAUGCGAAAAAUGUUACGGGGACUGAAAUUGAAGGUUUCUGGAAAAAGUUACAAAAGAUACGAAAUGGCUGUAAGAAGUUUACUGGCGCAGUUUGCGGCAUCCUCGCUAUGCCUUGCUCCUCCAUUUGCACUCAUGUUACUUGCAGUUGGAAAGUUUGAAAAGGGACAGAGUAAGUUUUCAUUUUAA
Caenorhabditis briggsae is the source of this 639-nucleotide messenger RNA. Lineage: Eukaryota; Metazoa; Nematoda; Chromadorea; Rhabditida; Rhabditidae. The coding region runs from base 1 to 639 and encodes 212 amino acids. The record is from RefSeq and is a predicted model, not a curated record. The transcript has a single exon.